Molecule: messenger RNA, 1102 nt
Organism: Nerophis lumbriciformis (worm pipefish)
Lineage: Eukaryota; Metazoa; Chordata; Actinopteri; Syngnathiformes; Syngnathidae
Biological process (GO): positive regulation of myeloid cell differentiation
Molecular function (GO): cytokine activity
Source: RefSeq, a predicted model, not a curated record
UCAAAAAAAGUCUUACAAAAGAGGGAAGCACGUUAUUUAAGAGAAUAUCUGUACCUUUUUUUUGGUUAACAAUACGUCCCCAAAGUCUUAAUAGUCGAUCUCCUUCACGUGAUGUAAGAUCAAUUUUUGCCUUCUCUUUCCUCUCCAUGGCGAGCAUUGUGGGAGCCGUGCCUGUACCGGAGCUGUGCGCCGACAAGUGCGCACUUGUUGACGAGCAGCAGUUUCAAGCUUUGGUCCGGUGGAGCCGCAGUUUAACGGAGAAGAUCCUGCUGUCCGUGUCCUACAUGCACACGUCCUGCAUCCACAUCGAGUCUCUUCAGCUGAACUCCUCUGAAAACGCCAAGUUCAGCACAUUAGCAUCCAGCAUCAACAUUCCUGCUACUCCUGUGCUGAGGAUCACGUCGGAAAAACUGGAGAACAGCCUGAGGCACAUGCACGAGGGUCUCCAGCUGCAUCGAGCCUUGCUGAGCUGCGUCUCUCCUCGGCUAGAAAACACACAAACAGCGACGAACCUAAUGGAUGACGUCCGAGAUCUUGCCAUACAAGUUAACAAGAUGCUUAAAAUGCUCCUGACGGAGCACGCAAUGCAGACAUCACUACCCAGUGUGAAGUUACGCCUCCCUGGGGAAUAUGAGGUUCAGGUGGCCGCCCACCUGACGCUGGUGCAGCUCCAGUCUCUGAGUCAGGACAUGGUCCGCUUCUUCAGGAAUCUAGACCGGGGAAAUGAGGAAACACAUCUGCAAUCGGACACAUUUUAAUCAACCCUGCUUUGUUUGUUUGGUAGAAUUAUUUAUUGACUUGUUAAUGAUUUAUUUUUCUAUUUACAUAUUUAUUUUUUGGAUCAGUCCUUAAUAUUUAUUUCAGGUGUUUAUUUAUAUUUGACUGGCUGCCUUGUGUCUACAUACCACAACACGCCUAUCUCAAACAAUAAGUUGUAUUUAUUAUUUAUAUUAACAAAAUACUAAUACUUUAUUAAGUAUUACACUUUGAUUUUAAAUGGAUUCUUUUUAUACAUUAUAGAGUUGUCAAGUAAAAUGAUGGAAUAUAUUUGUAUGGAUGCCAAUAUUUAUGAUCUGUCCUUCAAUAAAAAUGUUCUCCUUUC